UGCCGUCACUGAAUCAGUAGAAUCGUGUGUUGCUUUGUUAUAAGCCCGAAGUAGAAAUGAGACAAAAGUAACCUGCAGGAUGGCUACUGACCGGUUGAAAGCACUGGAGGAAGUAGAGAAGGAGAUUGCAGUUGUUCUGCAGUCUGCAGGAACCAUAGUGCUGGAAUUGUCAAAGGAAAAGCAAAAUGCGAGCUUAUUAGAUCGCCAGCUUAACCAGUUUCAGACCUCAAUUAACAGAGUGGAGAAUGAACUCAGCUCUCAGAUCCGCUAUCUUACCCAGGUGGCAACUGGGCAGCCUCAUGAAGGUUCAACAUACUCAGCCAGAAAGGACUGCCAAAUGGCGCUGAACCGAGCAGAAUACGCCCGCAUCAAGCUGGGAGAACUGAGACGGACCUGUGAGAUGAUGCUUGACCCCCAGACAUGACCCCCAGCUAUACGUUUUUGAUAAAUAUAGCAGGAUAGCACAUCAUACAUGUUGAAUAAUGGGGUGUGAAUUAUACUCGUUUUUAUUAAGUCUACAAACCAGGAAAGUCUUUAUAAAGACAUUUGCUUGAUAAAAAUAUUAUUUUUGCCUACAGACCAUUGAAGAAAUAGUUACAAUUAGUAUUGCUGUAAUUUUUUAUAUCUUUUGGCUGCUCUUGUGUUUAAGGAUCACCACAGUGGAUCAUUCUCUGAAAUAAAAUGCAGCUUUUUCUAAGUUAAAUACAGCAACACACUGUGUAAAGAAAAUAAUUUAAUAGUUGCUUUGCUUUUUUGUUACAAAUAAAAGAAUAAAAAUUUAUUUUCAGUCGAAA
This is a messenger RNA of Trichomycterus rosablanca, 794 nucleotides long. It is a transcript of the gene med11, whose product is annotated as mediator complex subunit 11. Gene Ontology annotation, cellular component: mediator complex. Lineage: Eukaryota; Metazoa; Chordata; Actinopteri; Siluriformes; Trichomycteridae. The record is from RefSeq and is a predicted model, not a curated record. The transcript has 4 exons. Gene Ontology annotation, molecular function: transcription coregulator activity. Bases 80 to 424 code for a protein of 114 amino acids. Gene Ontology annotation, biological process: regulation of transcription by RNA polymerase II.